This is a messenger RNA of Strigops habroptila (Kakapo), 2748 nucleotides long. It is a transcript of the gene BDH1, whose product is annotated as 3-hydroxybutyrate dehydrogenase 1. NCBI's taxonomy places the organism in Eukaryota, Metazoa, Chordata, Aves, Psittaciformes, Psittacidae. The record is from RefSeq and is a predicted model, not a curated record. Gene Ontology annotation, molecular function: oxidoreductase activity.
CCCGCCCCGGCCCUUCCCCCGACCCGCCCCCCGCCGCGCCCCGGCAGCCGGGGCACCGGCCCAGCCUCAUUCAAACGGCGGCAGCACCCGGCAGGCGCGCCGGCUCUAGAGCGAAGGAAGAACAGUCUUGCAGUUGGUAGAGUGUGUUAAUUGAAAGCAUGUUGGCUACUAAGCUGUCCCGGCCCCUCCUGAACUUCUCUGUGAAAGCCCUGAAUUUCAAGGACCCAGGGAAUGGCCUCAGACCCAUGCAAAGGUUUUGCCUCCCUCUCUUGUCCUCAUGUGGCAGCCGCUCUUAUGCAAGUGAAGUUGAUCAGAUUGGCAGCAGAGCUGUGCUUAUAACAGGUUGUGACUCAGGCUUUGGAUUUGUCUUGGCCAAGCACCUGCAUGCCAAAGGCUUCGUUAUUUACGCUGGCUGCUGCAAAAGGCCUGUUGCAAGCGUGCGGGGGAUUGAGGAAGGCAGAGGUUAUCUGAGCAAGCCCAGCAUGCAAGACCAGUUACUAGUCCAACUCUCGGCCAGGAUCCCGGCCUCAAGGGUCCCUGUCCAAGCACCCAGCUGCAUGUGGGUGGAGGUCAGGAGGGAUGUUGGCUUUCUGAGCCGACCCUUAAGGGAGGAAGAAGAGGAUGUUGUGAAGGUCCCAGACAAGGGAGAAGGUGGGUCCAAGGAACUGGACAGCAUGAACAGUGAUCGAAUGAGAACUGUCCAGCUCAAUGUCUGUGACAGCAAAGAAGUGGACCGAGCAGUGGAGCAUGUGAGUAGCAGCCUGGAGGACCCAGAGAAAGGGCUCUGGGGACUAGUUAACAACGCUGGGAUCUCCACAUUCGGGGAAGUUGAGUUCACCAGCAUGGACACCUACAUGGAGGUAGCUGAAGUGAACCUGUGGGGGACUGUGCGAACCACCAAGGCUUUCCUCCCGCUCAUUCGGAGGUCAAAGGGUCGUGUGGUGAACAUCAGUAGCAUGAUGGGCCGCAUGGGCAGUCCUGCCCGCUCGCCGUACUGCAUCACCAAGUUUGGCGUGGAAGCCUUCUCUGACUGCCUGCGGUACGAAAUGCAAGCCCCAGGGGUGAUGGUCAGCAUCGUGGAGCCUGGCAACUUCAUAGCUGCCACCAACCUGUACAGCCCUGAGCGCAUCAAAGCCAUCGCCGAAAUGUGGGACGAGCUCCCUGAGAUAGUGCGCAAAGACUAUGGCAGGAAGUACUUUGACGAGCAGGUCAGCAAGAUGGAGACGUACUGCAACAGCGGCUCCACAGACACCUCGCCAGUCAUCGAGAGCGACCACGCGCUCACCUCCACCACCCCCUACACCCGCUACCACCCCAUGGAUUACUACUGGUGGCUGCGCAUGCAGAUCAUGACGCACAUGCCAGCUGCCAUUUCCGACCGGCUCUAUGUCUACUGAGGCUGCCCAGGUGGGAAAUCCAUUGUAAAGAGAGCAUUGUACACACUUCCCAUUAGUCCUUUUAAAGUUUUUCUAACCUCAUUUCAGAGUACUGUAUUUUAGCUCUAAAGGGUUCUUUUAAACAUCUGACAUAACCUAAAGGGCAAUAAUUUGCAAGGAAUGCUUCGUAGGCAGGAAUCCAUUAUGUUUGUGCAGGGACAUUGAUUCUUUGCUAUUUAUUUCAUGUAAUCCUUUUUUUUUUUUCUUUUUUGCACCUCAAUUUCCAAGUUACAAUCAUUAUUUAAACUGCAAUUGCUUUGAAAUGUUUUCAGAAUAAUUUUUUGCUGAUGGCCAAACACAGUUUUCACAAUUCCUGCCUAAGAUGCAGCCUUCACACUAUAAAACAGUGAUUUGCCCUCCAUGCUGUAAUGGCAAAUCACUGCCUCCUGAUGACAAAGAUGACAACAGACUUUUCCAGGCCUGGUCACAGUAGCCCAAGGCAGAGCAGAGACUUCUUUAAUUUGGGAUCAGAAUUCAAAGUGCUGGAGGUGCUGAAACUGAGCAACUGACCCUGUCCAUUUUUCUCUUAGAAUUAUAUUGAAACCUUAGAGAAAAGGAACCAGUCUGCUUUUCUUGCAUGCAUCCAGGGACUCAAUCCUGCAGACCUUUCCCCCAGGACUUUCUUACUCACAUGAGCAUUCCCCUGAGUGUGAGCAGCUUCACGCACAGGACUGCAGGCAUCAGGAUUGGCCUGUAGUAACACUUCUCAAACAGUCAUUGUGCAUCAGCUCCAGGCUUAGUUUGGAGAAGAGUUUCACUCAGCUCCUAUCAUUUGUGAGGGUCACCGCUGAGCAGAGGGAAGCAGAGAGGGUUAUAGCCACAUAAGCCAUGCCAUUCUUACCGGGGACCUCGGCGUUACACUGAAGUAUUUGUGCAGCACCUGCACAGGAGAGCCUUAACCCUGACUGGGACUUUUAGGUGCUAUUAUGGUGCAGGUGAUGAUAACAACAGUAACUUUCAUUGAAGGAGUCACUGAGCUGAAAUGCAUCUAACGUAAAUCUAACAGAACGUCCAUGACAAUAACAUUAAGAGCAGUUUCAUUUCCAUGAUGGUUGUUUACAUGUCUGAGAAACAUUCAUUUUGUACUGUAAGAAAAGAAAAAGAAAAAAAACCCCAUAAACCAUAAAAGAGCCUUUCAUGGGGAAUGCAGAAAGAAUUUUUUUUUUUAAGCUUGGAAGACAAAAAUAAAAAGAAAUUAAAAUGACCAUUGUUAGUGAGGUUAAAAAGAAGGGAUCUCACGUGCUUUAGUAACAUAUUGUGACAUGAUCAAACUGCUUUGGCUUAAUAAAUGUAUACAUGAAUGGUAACAAAA